This is a messenger RNA of Helianthus annuus (common sunflower), 759 nucleotides long. RefSeq names its product TPR-containing protein DDB_G0280363-like. Gene Ontology annotation, molecular function: nucleic acid binding; zinc ion binding. The record is from RefSeq and is a predicted model, not a curated record. The transcript has 3 exons. The coding region runs from base 1 to 759 and encodes 252 amino acids. NCBI's taxonomy places the organism in Eukaryota, Viridiplantae, Streptophyta, Magnoliopsida, Asterales, Asteraceae.
AUGGCGAAAUAUUGUAGAACUCCACACCCCAAGCAACAACAGCAACAACCUCAGCAACAGCAACAGAGGCAACAACCCCAGAAGAAUCGAGGUAAUCAAAGGGGAUGCUAUCAGUGCGGCAGUGAAGGGCAUUUCAAGAAGGAUUGCCCACAAUUGAAUCAGAAUGCCAACAAUAACAAUGGGGGUAAUCGCCAGAACAACAACGCGGGAAACAACAACAAUGGGAACAACGGUGGGAAUGGCGCUCGCGGGAGAGCAUUUACGAUUGGAGCAGGUGAUGCAAGGAACGAUGGCAAUGUUGUGACUGGUACGUUCUCUAUCAACGUGGAAUUUGCUGAUGGCAAGUCGAUAGAAGCCACACAUGUACUCUUAGGGUGUAAACUCGAUCUUCUGGGUCAAGUGUUCGACAUUGACCUUCUCCCCAUCACUGUUGGUAGCUUUGAUAUAGUUGUCGGUAUGGAUUGGUUGUUUAGACACCGAGCCGAAAUACUUUGCAAGGAGAAAAUCGUGCGUGUACCUCUCCCUAGUGGGGAAUCGUUGUCUGUCCAUGGUCAUCGAAGUGGUUCAAUCCACGAAGAGAACCGAAUAGAGGAUCUACCUGUUGUUCGUGAGUUUCCUGAUGUUUUUCCCGAGGAACUUCCAGGUCUACCUCCACACCGUCAGGUAGAAUUCCAAAUUGAUCUUACACUAGGAGCAGCUCCGAUUGCUCGUGCACCUUAUCGUCUUGCACCUGGAGAGUUGCAAGAAUUGUCUAAUUAA